CCCACAUGCUUUUGUUUGCCAUCACCAAUUUUCUUUCUCUUUUGUCAUUAUUGUUGGUCAUGAGCAUGGAGAACAAAGGUUUUGUUAGAUUGAUGCUACUUUUUCUGGGUUUCUCUUGUCUUCUGCUUUCCUGUGCUGCUGUUCCUACAACAAGAAGCCUCAAACCAAAUAAGGAACUACUCCCUUCUUCUUCUGUCCAAGAUUUUCUCGCUCAGGAUGCAAUAAAAUCAAGUGAAGCUGAGGAGUUGUUUGGGGAAGGAGAUGCAGUCAAUGAGGAAAAGAUGCUAAUGCCAAGAACAUAUUAUCCAGGGACAGAAGCAAACAAGAACCAUGAACCCAAAACUCCAGGGAAAACUUAAAAAAAAAAAAAAAAACCCAUAAUUUUUACAUAUUUAUUUUAUGCAUAGACCAAGACAUCGGGGAAGAAGAAUUUUGAGAGUUUGAAUCUGGGCUUGGGACUUUCUUUUGUCCUGUAUUUUGCUAGAAUAUCCUCUCCUUUUUCCUUUUGAUGCCCUUCUUCGUAGUUGGUAAUAUAUUUUAUUUGAAUAUAAAUGGAAGUUAAUGUUGGAAAUUGUGGCUGCUUGACUUGAAGUCUUCAA
This is a messenger RNA of Durio zibethinus, 599 nucleotides long. RefSeq lists its product as uncharacterized. The record is from RefSeq and is a predicted model, not a curated record. Lineage: Eukaryota; Viridiplantae; Streptophyta; Magnoliopsida; Malvales; Malvaceae.